ACCAGCUUUCCUUGUAGCCUGCUGCCUUUUCUGAAUGUGAAUUCAAGCACAUGGGUUGGGCCUAGAUCUGCCUGCUGUUAAUGGUGGGCGGACAACUUCGUGGCCCCCGGCUGCGGAGGAAGCCAGGAGCACAGCUUCCAGCAUCCCUUCCUCCAGGCGGUGGGCAUGUUCCUGGGGGAGUUCUCCUGCCUGGUCGCCUUCUACCUGCUCCAGUGCCGAGCUGCAAGGCACCCAGAUGCCAGCGUGGAUCCCCAGCAGCCCUUCAACCCCCUUCUUUUCCUGCCCCCAGCCCUAUGUGACAUGACCGGGACCAGCAUCAUGUAUGUGGCCCUGAACAUGACCAGCGCCUCCAGUUUCCAGAUGCUGCGUGGAGCAGUGAUCAUAUUCACAGGCCUGUUCUCAGUGGCCUUCCUGGGGCGGAGGCUGGUGCUGAGCCAGUGGCUGGGCAUCCUCGCAACCAUCGCAGGGCUGGUGGUCGUGGGCCUGGCCGACCUCCUGAGCAAGCAUGACGGUCAGCACAAGCUCAGCGAAGUGAUCACAGGGGACCUGCUGAUCAUCAUGGCCCAGAUCAUCGUCUCCAUCCAGAUGGUGCUAGAGGAGAAGUUCGUCUACAAGCACAAUGUGCACCCUCUGCGGGCAGUUGGCACUGAGGGCCUCUUUGGCUUCGUGAUCCUGUCCCUGCUGCUGGUGCCCAUGUACUACAUCCCUGCCGGCUCCUUCAGUGGAAACCCUCGGGGGGCACUGGAGGAUGCGCUGGACGCUUUCUGCCAGGUGGGCCGGCAGCCACUCAUCGCCCUGGCACUGCUGGGCAACAUCGGUAGCAUCGCCUUCUUCAACUUUGCGGGUAUCAGCGUCACCAAGGAGCUGAGUGCCACCACCCGCAUGGUGCUGGACAGCCUGCGGACCAUUGUCAUCUGGGCACUGAGCCUAGCGCUGGGCUGGGAGACCUUCCACCCACUGCAGAUCCUCGGCUUCCUCAUCCUGCUGAUGGGCACUGCCCUCUACAAUGGGCUGCACCGGCCGCUGCUGACCUGCCUGUCCCGGGGCCAGUCCCCAGCAGAGGAGGGCGAGCGAGAGAGACUGCUGGAUGCCUCUCGGACUGCCAUCAAUGAUGCCAGCUGAGUCUCCUGUGGGGCCCCUGCUGCCACCUGGAUGCACCUUGUUCACCCUGAGGCUGAGGCCACACAGGCUAGUGAGCCUCAAGUUUCCUGUCCCCAAGGCCUCGCCCUGCCCCUCCCCAAAGACCCCCCAGGACAGCUGCUACCACAGAAGAUGACAGACACCCAGGUCCUCCUUUGUCACCACCUCCUGCAGAAAGGUGUUACCCAGCCCUCACAGGCCUGAAUGUAGUGCCAGACCCCGCCAAGCUCGCCAGACCCCCAAACCUCUGCAGCAGCACUAGAGCAAAAUCAGGAAGUGGAAUUGCAGGAACUAACAACCCUAGGAUUUUCUAAAUCAAGUGAAAAUGGAUUCUCCAAAGAGAGGUCAGUGAGAAAAUUUAAACUUGUAAUACUCCCUAACCCUCUCUGGAGCCUUGGGUUUCGCUCACUCCGUGUGUGCGCCCCCAGCCCAUUCCCUGGUGGCUCUGGGCCUCGGUAGCCUGCUCUACAAAGCAGAUGGGGUCAGCACUGUGGCUUCAGCGCCUUCCAACUCCAGCGGGGCCCAUUCGUGGGCCUGUGAUUUUAACCAACCUGGGAAAGGAGUAACAGCCCCUUCAUUGGAAAUUCCCUCUGCCCACAGUGCCUCCUCCCCAGGCCUGUUUUUGGUGUCCAGUGUCCUCCCUCACACACCUUCAGGGCUUCCCUUCCUGGGAGAGAUUGCAGGGGGAUUCCAGGCAGCCUUGAUAACAGCUUUUAUGGACUCUACACCUUCCAUUUUAAGGUGAGGAAAAUGAAGCCUAAAAUUAUAAAUUGUUUGGCAAGAUCGGUGUCCUGCCAUGGGCUCUGGCCACAUAGCCACAUGACCCUGCCACAGGUGGGGAUCUAGAACACAGCUGGCCCUCAGCCCCAGCCCCAGCAACCUGACCCCAUAGCGCCCCCUCCAGGGUGAUAGAUCGACCAGGAUUCUACCCAUUCAGAAUAAUUCUGGUAUCCCAGGCAUUAAAUGAAGUGCUUAACUUUCAUUGUCUCACAUAACAACCUGCACAGGUGGGUGCAGAUGAGGAAACUGUGGCCCAGAGAAGAUUAACUGACUUCCUCGUGGAGCAGGUACUUAAGCAAGGUUUGCCUGAUUCCAAAGCUGUACUGUCUCUCUCUGGGGUCUUUGGGGGAAUUUCCUGUGGCUGGGACAGAAACAUCAUGAACUGGUGUCCUCCCAGCAACUCCCCCCAACAAGAGAGGGAACUGGCAUGGGGGACCCCAGGGAGCUGAGCAGCCCUCCCUCCCAGCGUUCCUCACUACGUGGCAGCUUCGGAGCCUCAGACCAUUUUCCAGGGCAGCUUGAGCGUGGAACACCACAUGCCUUCCUUAAAAUAGAUUCUGGGGGAAGGGAUCUUUAACAAGCAAAACUCUCAGGCUCUAUGGGAAUCCAGCAGGUUAUUAGUAAAGUUUGUUGGGAGAAGAGAGGGUCUUUCCAUCCCACCAGCUCAAGUCCCAGGGGCCCCUGAGCACCUGUGGGACACAGCAUGUGUCACAGAAAGCAGGAAGUGGAGAGGAAGGGUGGUGGGGACGACAGCUGCCUUGUCAAGAUACCUGCCUUAAGGUGUUGUCUUAGGCUUUAUGUAAAAAAGAAAAGGGAAAUUGGCAGUAUGGACUUUCUAUUUAGUGAGGGAAGGGAUGUUCCGAGGGGUAGCAUCUACAAUGUUGGAUGGAAAAGCUCUAAUGUGCCAACCCGUAGAGAUCACCCAGUCUAUCACACAUUGUUCACAUGAAGGAACUAAAGCCCAGAGGAAUGGGCUUCCCAGGGUCACACAGCCAGAGACACAAAGCCUGAGUGUCUGCUUCAGCCCUGGCCCAUCCCCUCCUGCCACAGGGAGCAGCGAGAGUGUAUCCGAAACAGGACUGCUCCUGCAGUGGGCUGCCCAUCUGUGCACUCAACUGUACAAACACUAUCGCAUCGAUGUUUCUCUCU
Molossus molossus (Pallas's mastiff bat) is the source of this 3069-nucleotide messenger RNA. RefSeq names its product solute carrier family 35 member F6 (gene SLC35F6). The record is from RefSeq and is a predicted model, not a curated record. Gene Ontology annotation, cellular component: membrane; intracellular membrane-bounded organelle. Bases 166 to 1122 code for a protein of 318 amino acids. The transcript has 6 exons. Lineage: Eukaryota; Metazoa; Chordata; Mammalia; Chiroptera; Molossidae. Gene Ontology annotation, molecular function: transmembrane transporter activity. Gene Ontology annotation, biological process: transmembrane transport.